Molecule: messenger RNA, 2427 nt
Organism: Culex pipiens pallens (northern house mosquito)
Lineage: Eukaryota; Metazoa; Arthropoda; Insecta; Diptera; Culicidae
Exons: 1
Coding region: 1-2427 (808 amino acids)
Biological process (GO): DNA integration
Molecular function (GO): nucleic acid binding
Source: RefSeq, a predicted model, not a curated record
AUGCGCUUGGCAAACCGGGCCAUCAAAAGGGAAGCGUACAUGAUGCCAACCUUCGAGGACUUUCUACCUCGGUUGACCGAAGCGCGCUUCUUCUCAAGACUCGAUAUUAAGGAGGCCUUCCACCAGCUCGAAUUGGACGAAGACAGCAGAUACAUUACGACGUUUAUCACCCACAAAGGACUAUAUCGCUACAAGCGUCUGCUGUUUGGGAUAUCCUGCGCGUCGGAAAUGUUCCAAAGAAUUAUGGAACAGAUUCUCUCCGGCUGCAAGAAUGUUGUGAACUAUAUUGACGACAUCUUGGUGUUCGGAAAGACGAAAUUCGAACACGAUCAAGCCCUGGAGAAGGUACUGACCAUACUCAAGGACAUGAACGUCCUGUUGAAUCACAGCAAGUGUGUCUUUGGAGUGACGGAGGUCGUUUUUCUGGGUCAUCACCUGUCGGCUAACGGAAUCAGACCAGCUGAGGACAAGCUGGCGGCGUUAAAGUCAUUUCGGGCACCGGAGAGCGCAGAGGAGUUGAGGAGUUUUUUGGGUCUGGUGAACUACGUGGGUCGAUUCCUGCCGGACUUAGCUACCGUGACAGCCCCAUUGAGGAACCUUAUCGGGACCGGAACCAGGUUCAUCUGGGAGGCGCAUCAUCAGGUUGCUUUCGUGACGCUGAAGGACUUGAUAGCGAACGUCCAGACUUUGAGCUAUUUUGACAACACGUUGAGAACAAGGUUAAUUGCUGACGCAUCCCCAGUCGCGCUUGGUGCAGUGCUGGUACAAUUCCGAAGCAACUGGGACGACAGCAAUCCGCUGAUUAUCUCAUACGCCAGCAAGAGCCUCACUCCGACUGAGAUGAAAUAUUCUCAAACCGAGAAAGAAGGAUUAGCUCUUGUCUGGGGAGUUGAACGGCACGCGAUGUACUUGCUCGGACGCAGAUUUGAACUCGAGACGGAUCAUAAACCCCUCGAAGCGAUUUUUGCUCCGUUUUCGAAACCGUGCGCACGGAUGGAAAGGUGGGUGCUGAGGCUGCAAGCGUACACGUUCAAGGUGAUUUACAAGAAAGGAGUAAACAACAUUGCUGAUUCGUUCUCGCGGCUCGCAACAACCUUCGAUACAAACGAGUUCGACGGAGAUAACAGCUACCUGAUUCUGUUGAUCGCAGGCUCAGCGGCCAUCGACACCGGGGAGAUCGAAGAGGCCUCAUACCAGGACGAGGAAUUUGCUGCUGUUCGCGAAAGCCUACAAAACGGUAUUUGGAAGGACACGCUCGCCAAGCCUUACGAAGUUUUCAAGAACGAGCUCGGAUUCGUUGGAGACAUACUAGUAAGAGGAACGAGACUGGUGGUACCACAAGCGCUACGCAAACGAAUGAUCGAACUGGGCCAUGAGGGUCACCCGGGUGAAACAGUGAUGAAAAGUCGACUACGUGAUCGUGUAUGGUGGCCCGGUCUUGACAAGGAGGUACUCCAAGCAGUGAAAACUUGCGAAGGGUGUCGUUUAACCAGCUUACCAGACCGACCGGAACCGAUGGCACGACGUCGCAUGCCCACUGAUCCUUGGAUAGACGUGGCGAUUGAUUUUCUAGGGCCGCUACCGACCGGCGAGUAUUUGCUGGUUAUAAUUGAUUAUUUCAGUAGGUACAAGGAGGUCGAAAUUAUGACGCGAAUCACGGCAAAGGACACGGCUAGUAGGUUGGACAGAAUCUUCACACGGCUGGGUUACCCAGUGACGAUAACUUCUGAUAAUGGCCGGCAGUUUGCAUCCGACGAGUUUGACCGGUAUUGCCGUGACAGGGGAAUCACGUUGAACUUCACCACUCCGUACUGGCCCCAAGAAAACGGUCUGGUGGAAAAGCAAAAUCGUUCUCUGCUCAAGAGGCUCCAGAUCAGUCACAGUUUGAAACGUGAUUGGAAAGCUGACUUACAAGACUACCUCAUGAUGUACUACACAACGCCGCAUACAACCACGGGCAAGACACCAACGGAGCUGGCUUUUGGGCGGACAAUACGUUCGAAAAUACCAUCAAUCAGAGAUCUACCAAGUCGUCCAGCGAGUACUGACACGGAGGACAGGGACCUGAUUCGUAAAACAAGAGGGAAAGAGAUAGAGGACGCUAAACGCAAGGCCAAAUCGUCGGAGAUAGCAGUUGGGGACACCGUACUGAUGCGGAACCUCUUGCCAGGAAACAAACUCACACCGAACUUCGGAACCAAGGAGUACACUGUUGUGAACAAGCAAGGGUCCCGUUUCACCAUCACUGACAAGGAAACCAACAAGACCUACCUUCGCAACGCAUCGCAUCUGAAGAAGGUCAUCACCCCUGACAGCCAGACCGAAGAGGAGACUUCUGCUGCACCAGGACCGCCAGAAGACAUGCCGGAUAAGCCGGUGCGCAGAUAUCCGGGUCUUCCGGAAGGAUUCAGAGAUUUCACGCUGUAA